AACCUGAACGCAACACUGAAUUUGGAUUUAUGAAUUGUGUGCUUAUUUCGCGGAAGAUUCGUUGAAAAUAUUUAGAAUAUUAUAAUAGGCUGCUAAAAAAUUUAAGCGCUCUGUCAUCAAUACAGCUGCUAGCUGUCAUUCUUUUUCUUGCAUAUGUUUUAUCUAUUUUCGCCUUGUAUUUUGGUAAAAGAUCAAAAGCGGAAUAUCAAGAGGAAAUAUGAAAGUGGAAAAGUAGCCGGAGUAGAAGCACAAAAGGAAAAUAAUUGUGUAUAGGUGCAGUUCUCAAUGCUUCAUAACUAAAAUAUCGGCACUAUUUAGUGGAAAACCUAUAAACUUGAUCAAGAGCAACGAAUAAGGUGAAAUGUCAAAUAACAAUCCACAUGGACACAUAAGCCAACCGACGCAAAAUCCUUCAUGGAAUCAUUUGCAAAUACCAUCGUAUAUACCGAGGCAGCCACAGUUGGCGCAUAUGUCCAACGAACGCCCCAUGGUGCGUUCACCAUCGGCUUGGCAUGCGCCGGCACCGCCACCGGAUUCCCUAUAUAAUUUCAUGUCGGCCAAUCAUAAAAAUCUUGAACAUCAGAUGAAUUCUCUGCUGCCACGUUCGCUUUUACCGCCAUUCGACUCGAUGGAUUUAUCGCUACAAUCAAGCCGUAGUUCGAGCUCACCGCUGAACAAAAUCGUUGGUCAUGCCCCAGGUAUGCUGCCACAUGAGUAUGGCGGUCAUAAGCAUGCGGCCACACCACAGCCGCCAGGCCCACCACCGCCACAUCAACAUCAGCAACAUUCCCACCAGCCACAGGCACAUCAGCAUCAACAGCAGCAACAACAACAGCAAUCACAACAUCAUGGACCAAAUAGUUACCCGAUUCAUAAUUUAUCGUCGAACUCACCUUCUAGCUUAGCACAACAACAGCAGCAGCAGCAGCAGCAACAACAGCAACAAUCGCAGCAUGCACAUCACACCCAGCUGGCAGCGCUGCAAUCUUCGCCAGCUACACAUGGCAUGCAAAGCGGUGCUACACCACAAUCGCCCGCCUCACCAGCUGGCAGUCAGGGUCCUAGUAAAUAUAUGAAUACAAAUGGCAAUGAUUGUGAAGGUAUGUUGCCACCUGGUGGCACAAACGCUGGCGGUUCGUCGUCAGUCGGUGGCAAUAAUAACGGUGCGAGUGCGGGUAGUGGUAACGCCGGUGGAGGGGGCGGUGGUCCAAGUCCCGUGCAUGCGUAUAUGCGCGAACAGAACGAUGCACCGCCCCAUAUGAGUGAGGGUUAUGGCAAAGUUACGCAUUUGGCGCGUAACUAUGAUUCUGAGCUGCAGUCCAAAGGAAGCGGUCCAAAGCCAGUUGAGUUGGUCAGCAAAGAUUGUAAUUAUUCCUCACUUAUAUCAAAUAAAAUGCCGUCGCAUACGCAACAGCAGCAGCAGCAUCAACAACAGUCACAAGUUUCUCCCAAGAAACAAUCACCGCUGCGCAAUUAUCAUGCACAACAACAACAUCAACACCACCAUCAACAGCAACAUCAACAACCGCCACCGUUUAAUAACCCACCACAGUCUGCAAUGAAGCACAACGGUCCGCAUACCCCGCCCACACCACAAUCACCCGUAAUGCAUCAGCAAGCAGGUGGACCUUUACAUGGCAUGGACUACAAUCAAAUGCAUUUGCAACAACAACCCCAACCGCAGAGCGCUUAUCCACAUCAGCAACAGCAACAUAUGUCGCAGCAUUUGCCACCACCACCGCCGCCGCACGCAUUACACUAUCCACCACACCCGCAUGCACAUCAGCUACCACACAGUCUCUUGCCUCAGCAACCGACACAGCAUCAGCAACAAGCGUCACAGUUGUCGCAACAAAAUCAGCAACACCACAUUCCACCACAACAACAACAACACUUGCAUGCGCAAAUGCAUCAAAAUCAACAACAACAACAGCAGCAGCAUCAACAUCAACACCAAGUGUCGCCACGCAUGCAUCAACAACAGCAACAACAAUCAUUGUCAGCACAGCAGCAACAACAACACAACACAUCACCACCAAUGCAUCGUUCGCUAAACACACACAUACAACACACCAACUCAACAAAUUACACGCAUCUCGAUGAUAUGGCGCCUGCUGCAACCAAUGCGUCCAAUUCCACCGCAUACAAUGUGCAUGCAGCAGAGCUGAAGAAAUCAUCACCACCUGCCGAUAAUACCGUUAUAGCAGAUCUCUCACCGACUGCCGCCAAAAGUGGGGGCGCGAAUAAUACGUACUCCACCAGCGGGAAUAGUGCGCCCAAACCGGCUUGCAUACCCGACAGCGCUGAGUCGCCUUCACCCGAAGCGAUUUCUUCGCAUUGCGAGUCGCUGGACUCAAAUAGCAAUAGUAGUGGUGGUGGCGGGGGCGGUGCAGGCUUUCGACAACGUUUACAUAAACAACGUGUUGGCGACACCAAAUCCACUGGGGCUGAGGCUGUAGACUUCGGUAGUGUUUUAAUGCCGACACAAGGUGCCACAAACUCACCACACCAAUACCAACAAUUGCCACGGAACAACAUUCCACGCAGUCCAAAGUCUUCACCAACGGAACAAGUGAGACGUUCACCGCGCAAAGCCGAAAUCAAAUCUCCUGCAAGCAAUUUCAACAAAUCACCACCCACUGCAACCGCAAACUUGGGCACACCACACACACAGCCCGAAAAGUUGGCAAUCGCUUCAACACCCUCCUCACCAACUAGCCAAACAAUGGAGAAUGGACGCAUACCGUCCACCAUUGGCACAGCUUCAACACCACUCGGCGCAAUUGCGGAGCCAUUCGCCGACUCAGAGGUGGAGACAAUCGACAAAAUCAGCGCCAUGAUCGCCAGCACCGCCAGUGACAGUGCCACGCACGUGGAUGCGAACAGUAAUUCGAGCAUAAAGAGUGUCGGUGAACGCGGUGAUAGCGGCGUACUCAGCGGUGGCAGUCCGAAAACCAAAAAGCAACGACAAGCGCUGAAACUGCGCAACGCCGCCGAAUAUAAUUCGAAUUCGAACGGCUCGAGCAAUUCGUAUAGCGCCAGUGCUAAUGCCAACACCGCCAAUAGAUGCAUGCCCAUGAGUGAUAAUGCCGUCGCGGUCGACGAGCUGCGCAAGGAGCUAAUGCAAACGGAAUUACAGCAGCUGGAGGUGGCUAAUGGCGGCAAAACUGCACCGCAAACCCACGAGCAUGAUGCCGCAGUUGCUGUUAAUAAUCGCAUGGAGUCGGAAGCUGAGUCGCGCAAGCGGCAGCCAGCGCCACUUAGUCCGCAAAGUAAUAGUCACAGCAGCAGCAGUUCCUCCAGCACCUCCAGCUGCAGCAACUCAAGUCACAGCAGUAUUGGUAGCAAGACAACAACAACGACAACACAUGCGGAAAGCAAAAUAUCGGGGAGUCAAUGUCCAGUUAUAGCCACAACAACGACAGUGUUGGAGGGGGAGAAUAAACUCGCACGACAAACACCAAACGAGAACCAAACGCCGACGCAAACUGCCGAGCCACUGAAUUUGAACGCACAUAAGAGUGACACAGUGACAGCGGCAUUCGAGGAGGUUGAAAAUAAAUUGGAGGAGAUGUUUGCCGGCAUCGAGGAUGAGCCCAUCAUACCGGAGACCGAUGAUAUUUCGUCACAGCCACCCGCCAAUACCACAGAAGUAGUGCGCGAUUUGAGUUUAGCAUUGGAGCUAUCCAACGCCAAUCCCAGCACAGAGUGCAACGCGCCCUCACCCACAACGGUUGAGCCACAGGAAAUGAAACAAGCUUUGAACGCUAUUCCCAAAGAUGUCGGUGCGCCACUGCAUGUACGCACUGAAGGUCCACCACCAACUAAAGCCGCCAAAAAGUCGACACUACCUAGUCCUAUACCCAAAACUAUCACAGCUGACACGCAAUCAGCCGCCGUGGUGAGUGCACAACGUACUGACAAUAAAGAAGGCGGCGCCAAAACGAAUAGCGCCACCACUGUAGCAGGCCGUAGAAGCGGUCCGCCACGACGACGUCUCUCAGUCGCCAUGGAUCCCGCGAAUUUGCGUAUUUUGUUAGAGGAUGAUGCUGACUACACAGAGACACGCCCACAACGCGGCAAACGCACAACGAGCGCCAAAAGAAACAGCUCAAGUGCACAGAACAGCAGCGAGCAGAAGAAGGACGUCGUCAUAUGUUUGGAUGAUGAUGAUGAUCAGCCGAGCACGUCAGCAGCUGCCGCGGCAGCAUUGGCGGCAAAGACAGCAGCGGCUGCGAGCACAACAACAGCCAAAGAAGCGAGCACGCAUGCGGUUGGCGGCAGCGGUAGCAGCACGACCACAAAUGCCAAGUCGUUGAAAACUGCUAAAGGUCGCAAGACGGAUACACGCAAGCGACCGAGUCGUGCGUCGGAUGCUGGCGGCAAGAAUGGCGCUAAGAAGAAAUUGACGGCCAAACAGCAACAGCAACAACGGCGUAAACAACAACAGCACUCAUCCGAUGAUGAUGCACCACUUGCGCCCUCUGUGGCCGCCGCAGAACAAAUAAAGAAUAAAUCUCCAUUCAUUUUGGUGAAGCGUGACGGCAGCAUAAGUGUGGUGAAUGCGCCACUGAAUGCUGAGGAUGCCAAUGAGAAGAACGCAGCCGCGCGACAGGUGAAGAAACCAUCGGGUGCGGCUGGCUACGCACACGACCGGAAAAAUCUGCGCGGUCUGCAUUCCUCAACGCUGAGCAAUAAGUACGACGCGGAUACCACAGAUUCAACGUGGAUAUGUGUAUUUUGUAAGCGUGGACCGCAUCGCUUGGGCCUGGGCGAUCUAUUCGGACCCUACCUGGUCACAGUCGACUGUGAGGAAUAUAAGACGGCUGUAAAAGCACCGGACGCAAUCGAUAUGGAUGCGAUUUUCGUGAGCAAACGAAGACGCCUCGAUAUGGUGCAGACGAACCCGCGCAAUCUGCCCGUCAUGCCGGCUAAAAACUGCGCAGCGACAGUUACGCCUACACGCACCAGCGGCGCGGGUAAAAAGAAAAAGAACGCUUUAGACACCAGCGCGUGCGGUAACAUGAACACUGACGCCCCGGCGAUUAUCGAUCCGCUCGACUGCAGCGCAGAUGAGACAUUGCAGCAGAACUUUCUCGGCAUGUCCAAAGUCUCGGAGAAGAGCUAUGAAGUGUGGCUGCAUGAAGAUUGCAUUGUCUGGGCGCCGGGUGUAUACCUGGUGGGUGUGCGUGUUAUGGGACUCGAUGCCGCGGUUUGGACUAGCACCAGCUAUCACUGUGUGCUGUGCAGCAAACCCGGUGCGAUUGUGUGUUGUCUGCAGCGUGACUGCAAGGCGGCAGCACAUGUCCCCUGCGCACGCGCAGCCGGCUGGAGUUUGAACGAAUCGACAAUGAACGUACACUGUCAACUGCAUGCCGUGCAAACGGCCGUAAUACCAACAACAUUAGCAGCGUUAGCAGCACUACAACAGCCGCAACAACAUCCAGCAGUUUUGGAGAAUUCCUGAGAAUCGCAGACAACCGAGUGCCACCGUCCACGAUCGCGUGCGCAGCAAGGUGCGCGUCGUCAACGUUGCUUAGCGAAGUCCGCUGCACAGCGAAAGUCAAAAUAAAGCACAACAAAAACACGUAAAUGCGUUGCUUACAAUUAGGAAGCUCGUGAGGUGUUCGUGCGCCGACGUUUCAUAAUGCACGCAGUUGCUUUGUUUACUUGCGUUUCGCUAAACAUUCGUUAGUUUUAAGCGUAAACAAUUUUAAGCUGUAACCAUAGUAGUGUACUAUAUUAGCAACUUCAAUUUUACAAUUAACUUUAAGCUACCGUUACACACACAGCAUGUAUGUACACAAAACCAUUGGGGAGAGAAUGAGAAAUUUUAGCGCUAAACAUUUUUUUCUUUAUCAAAAAUAUUGAUUGUUAAGCAUAUGUUUGUCUUGCAUCUAAUUGAUUUGCCGAAAAUCCGUUAGAUUUCUUAUUAAAAACAAUAUUUGUUUUUUUUUUAUUUAAACUUUAACUUUUAGUUCUUAGUUUUUACAUAAAUUAUGCUCUAUAUAUAGCACAUACAUUUACAUACAUACGUACGUACAUACAUAUAUUAUGACAUAAUCGUAAGAUAUUUGUAUAUAAAUACACUUAAUUGGCAUAAAACUGCAUAAGUUUAUUAGUGAAGUGAGUAAUUUUUUAUUAUGGCUUCACAGCGUUUUGAGAAUAAAACCUAGUACAUACAUAAUGA
Molecule: messenger RNA, 6190 nt
Organism: Zeugodacus cucurbitae (melon fly)
Lineage: Eukaryota; Metazoa; Arthropoda; Insecta; Diptera; Tephritidae
Exons: 11
Coding region: 362-5467 (1701 amino acids)
Biological process (GO): regulation of transcription by RNA polymerase II
Cellular component (GO): nucleus
Source: RefSeq, a predicted model, not a curated record